Messenger RNA from Anguilla rostrata (American eel), 3532 nucleotides. RefSeq names its product protocadherin-8-like. Gene Ontology annotation, cellular component: plasma membrane. Bases 361 to 3111 code for a protein of 916 amino acids. The record is from RefSeq and is a predicted model, not a curated record. Gene Ontology annotation, biological process: homophilic cell-cell adhesion. The transcript has 6 exons. Lineage: Eukaryota; Metazoa; Chordata; Actinopteri; Anguilliformes; Anguillidae. Gene Ontology annotation, molecular function: calcium ion binding.
GAACUUCAGUUUUAUAUCGCAGCCGUUUUUCUCCCCAGAAUGAUGAUUUCCUGUAGCUGUAGCCUACUUUUGAAAGGGGAGCAUACAAGCAGGAAGAUUCCCAUUGGAGUAAAACAUUGAGUGCGGACACCUGGUUACUGAAACCCAACAUCUGCCUGUGUGAAACAAGAUCUUGAAGAACCAAAAUGGCAACUAGCUGAACCUCAAUCUAACAAUGAAAGUGUGGAAGCAGGCAAGUCGGAAAGUACAACUACGAAAUACUAUACUUAUGAAGAGGAUUCGCCUGGCACCGAGAUAGGACAUCUGUCACUGGAUUUGAGGAUCGACCCGGCCGAAGACCCGCAGACAAGUUUUCGCUUUAUGCAGAAGCCAAACUCCUCUCUCGUUCAUAUGCGUCAGAAUGAUGGACUUUUAACAGUCGGGGAGAUCAUUGACCGGGAGCAGUUGUGCCCUCGCUCACCCCGGUGCCUGAUUACGUUUGACAUUGUCGCGUUUGCCAAGGAAAAGUUCCAGCUGAUUCACGUGGAGAUCGAGGUGAAAGACAUCAAUGACAACUCCCCAAAGUUCCCACUGAAUGAGACUUAUUUGGAGAUUUCAGAAAAUAUGGCUGUGGGCUCGCGGUUUCCUUUGGACGUCGCUGUCGACGAGGAUGUGGGGGGUAACUAUAUCCAAAGUUACCAGAUUUCUUUCAACAGUUACUUUGGCAUCGAGGCGCGGGAAGGGGGCGACGGGAAUAAACACGCUGAAUUGGUAUUAGUGAAACAAUUGGACAGGGAAGCUGAGAAUUUGUACACAAUUCAGGUGACGGCUAUGGAUGGGGGGAGUCCCCAUAGGGCAGGGUCCAUGACAGUUCAUAUCAGAGUGCUAGAUUUCAACGACAAUAGCCCGACUUUCGAGAACAAUUCCAUAAAGGUGGAGCUUUUUGAGGACGCACCAGUUGGUUUUCUUAUUCUUAAUGUACACGCCUUCGACCCGGACGAUGGUAUUAAUGGUGAGGUGAUGUAUGCAUUUGUAGAAGAGUCACUGGACGAGGUAAAGCAGGUGUUUCAAGUAGAUCCGUUUUCUGGCGCCGUGACUCUGAAGGCUUUGGUCGAUUAUGAGGCAAAGAGGUCAUAUGAAUUGAACAUCCAGGCUUACGAUUUAGGCUUAAACUCAAUCCCGUCCACUUGUAAAGUUGUUAUAGAAAUUGUAGAUGUAAACGACAACUUGCCGGAGAUCAGCAUCAAACCGAUGACUUCGACGAGUAACAGUGUCGCCUACAUUACGGAAUCCGCCGCUGAGGAGAGUUUCGUGGCUCUAAUCAGUACCUCGGACAGAGACUCCGGAUCAAACGGGUAUGUGCGUUGCAGUUUACACGGGCACAAGCAUUUCAAACUGCAAGAAGCUUACGGUGACAGCGUCAUGAUAGUGACGACCACAACUCUGGACAGGGAACGAAUUCCAGAGUACAACCUUACUGUUGUGGCCGAAGACCUGGGAUCUCCCCCAUUCAAAACCGUUAAACACUACACAAUCAAAGUGACUGACGAUAACGACAACGCUCCGCUCUUCAGCAAGGCGGUUUACGAAGUUUCCGUCCUUGAAAACAAUAUCCCGGGUUCCUAUGUUAUCACCGUGGUUGCCCGUGAUCUUGAUGAGGGUGAAAACGGCAAGGUCACGUACCAACUCAUAGACGGAGACGUCGGUGGUGCGCCUUUGUCAACCUUUGUUUCCGUCGACCCGGUCUCAGGGUCUUUAUAUACUGUGAGGUCAUUGAAUUACGAAUCAGUGGGUCAAAUCGAAGUUAACAUUCAAGCUACGGACAGAGGUUCCCCUCCAUUGUCGAGUACUACAUCAAUAAGAAUUAAAGUAAUUGACCAAAACGACAAUUAUCCGUAUAUAACGCAUCCAGUUUUGCAUAACGACUCUGCUGAAGUGCCCGUACCUUUCAACGCGCCCCCUGGUUACAUAGUACUCCGGAUCAGGGCACGAGAUGCAGACGACGGUGUGAACAGCCAGCUAAUCUUCCAAAUUUUGGAAGACGAGCAAAAGCUUUUUUCCAUCAACAAGGACAGUGGUGAAAUUAUUUUGAGAUACGGACUGACGUCCAAUUGUGGAGACGUGCUGCGGGUCAAUAUUGCCGUCAGCGACAACGGGAGGUCGCCACUGUCCUGCAGCGCUACUAUACGUUUCGUGGUAACAGAAAUGCAACCAUUGGAAGGUCAGAUUGUUGCCAUUCUGCAGUCAAUCGACAAAGAGAAGUCCGAACUGGACGUUUCGCUCAUUAUUAUCGUGAUGCUGGGCGGGGGUUGUGCACUGUUGCUCAUAGCGAUUGUGACUGUUACGCUGUCAUGCAAGUUAAACUGCAAUGGAAGGAACUGCAAUUCCAAGAAAAACUCGGCACGUGGCCCCCUCGGAAGAAGCCCUCUUCCCGUGCACAAAUCACAGGAUUCAAAUGUGUUCGCCGGACCCAGAGUCCUGGUCAACGAGCAGAUUGCGUCAUCAAGACAUGAAUACAGCAAACUUUAUCAGGAGAGAACUACGGACUCUCAGACUAAGGUGUUUCUCUCCUCAUUCAGCAAGGCCUUUGAACCUGUGUCACUGUGGCAGUGUGAGGAAUACAGCUUACAGUUGAGUGGGACCACGGAUCAGCUGAGCGUGAAGGACAGCGGCAAAGGAGACAGCGACUUCAAUGACAGCGAUUCUGACAUCAGCGGAGAUGGGUGCAGGAAAAACAGCAGCGUGCUUCUUCCCCGGGCAAACAGCACAUUCCAUCCAGCCAGCAGCGUUGAUGUAAAUCUUCAGAACCGCCACUGUGCAAUCCCAACUCGUACCACAGUCGCCUGCGGCAAUGGCUACACGAUAGCUUUUUCCCAGGUGUCAGUCAACAGUCCCCAUGCUAAUCUCGUACCUUGGAGAGACUUGGGCUGUAGGACAAGUGUCUCCAGAGGUUGGACCCCACUGCAGACGUCUCCACAGGACGGGAAUGCUCUCCAUUCCCACUGCCAGCUGGAGCAACACUCAGGCAUGAGCCCCGAUGUUCAGGGUCAGCAGGGCCAGGAUGCCCCAGCAGCAGCUCUGGCAACGGUCAACUUUCUUUUAACGGCAGGAAAUUGCAGUGUAUUUUUGUGACCUGUAGGGGGCACUCAAAACAACAAAAGGGACAGUGACUGAUAAAGUGCUUGAAAUGCACUAAAUAUAUAUGUUGCUGUAUUUGCGGAAAUCUGUUGAGCACCUUCUCUGUAAAGACCUUCUACAACGAAGCGGUUCCCUCCCACUGUUAAACUAAGUGGCAUAUGAGAACUUAAACAGGGUUUUAGUGGGGAUGACUGCUGCAUGCAAACACAUGUCCAUGAUCAAAACUGCAUUACCUUGAAACGCCUGUGAUAAAUGUUUGUCCUGAAACACACGUUAUGUUGCCCAUGUGUUAACAUGUAAAUUAAUUAUAUGUAUAUAUAUGAUCUAUGUAAAUACUUUAAAAAAUAUAUAUUUUAAAUAAUUUGUAUUGCUAUGGUCAGAAAUUUUCUUGGUAAAUAAAAACCUGAAACAAAAA